Patella vulgata (common limpet) is the source of this 7915-nucleotide messenger RNA. Its product is annotated as tyrosine-protein kinase CSK. The transcript is spliced from 12 exons. The coding region runs from base 163 to 1515 and encodes 450 amino acids. Gene Ontology annotation, biological process: protein phosphorylation. Lineage: Eukaryota; Metazoa; Mollusca; Gastropoda; Patellidae. The record is from RefSeq and is a predicted model, not a curated record. Gene Ontology annotation, molecular function: protein binding; ATP binding; protein tyrosine kinase activity.
AAAGGAGGCGCUGUGGAAAAGUAGAUUUUGUUGAGGUAUGGCUUAUCAACUUUGCCUUCCUGGUUGCAUUUAUUUACUCUAAAGGCUGUCAGAUUUAAUGAAUUUACAGAUAGACUUUAGAAGCUAGUGAUAUAGUUUGAAUGAAGUUGUAAAAGCUCGAAGAUGCCAGUCAUCCCAGGUCAAAUGGAGCAAAGUUGGCAAGCUGGCUCAGAAGUAAUUGCUAAUUACGACUUUCCAGGCAGGUCACAAGAAGAUCUACCGUUCGCCAAAGGGGAUAUUUUGGUCAUUGUGAGACCUACCACAGAUCCAUACUGGUUUAUGGCACGGAACAGAAACCAUAAAGAAGGGAUGAUUCCUGCUAAUUAUGUACAAGAAAGAACAGUUGUACAGUUACAAGCCAUGCCAUGGUUUCAUGGAAAAAUUAAGCGGGAGCAAGCUGAGGAACUAUUAAAGCCGUACCAAGAUGGUCUUUAUUUAAUUCGUGAAAGUGGAAAUUUUCCCGGAGACUAUACGCUGUGCGUUUGUCAUCAGAAUAAAGUGGAACAUUACCAUAUAUUAUAUAAAGAAAACAGAUUAACCAUUGAUGAUGAAUCAUAUUUUAGAAAUUUAACGGAAUUAGUUGAGCACUAUACCAAAGAUGCUGAUGGUUUAUGUACAAAUUUAGUUCUACCUAUAAGGAAAGCUGGUACAAGUUUUGGUACUGUUAGUGUACAGGAUUUCCAAUCAGGUGGAUGGGUGAUACCUCCAGGUGAAUUAAAAAGAAUGGAAACUAUUGGAAGGGGAGCUUUUGGAGAGGUAUUUAAAGGAAUGUACAAGGGACAGGUUGUAGCUGUAAAACAAUUAAAAGAUAAUAACAGAGCUGAACAAACGUUUUUAACAGAGGCAUCAGUCAUGACAUCUCUUCGCCAUCCAAAUUUAGUACAGUUAAUAGGAGUAACGCUGGAAGGAGGUAUAUGUUUAGUAACAGAGUUCAUGGCUAGAGGUAGUUUAGUUGAAUAUCUACGUUCUAGAGGUAGAAGUGUUAUUACAAAGAAAGACCAGAUUAAUUUUGCAACAGAUACAUGUAGUGCUAUGGAUUAUCUGGAGAGUAAAAAUUUAGUACAUAGAGAUCUUGCUGCUAGGAAUGUACUGGUUAAUGAUGAUGGUACAUCAAAGGUUUCUGAUUUUGGACUUGCUAAACAUGAUAACUUUAGUCAAGAAGGAGUCAAGUUUCCUAUUAAAUGGACAGCACCAGAAGCAUUGCGAGAAAAUAAAUUUACAAGUAAAUCAGACAUGUGGAGUUUUGGUAUAUUACUGUGGGAAAUUUAUUCCUUUGGUCGAGUGCCUUAUCCUAGAAUUCCUCUUGCAGAUGUAGUUAUGCACGUAGAAAAGGGGUAUAGAAUGGAAGCUCCAGAAGGUUGUCCACCAGAAAUAUACAGCAUUAUGAAAGAUUCGUGGGAUAUUGAUCCAUUGAAGCGUCCCACAUUUAACACUGUUAUAGCUAAACUGAACAAUUUACGCUCUAUAACUGUUUAAAGCUUUAUGUGUCUUAAUAUUAUAAAACAUGAUAUGCACCAAAAUAUUUCGGAAUGUUUUUGUCUAACUCUGAAUGAGAAAAGGUCAGGUGAAAUUAUCAGAAAUAAGAAUUUGUUAAGUUUUUUACAUUGGAGCAGAUUUAGUUGAUUUCAUAAGAGUAAAAUAUUAUGUAAAACAGAUUUUAAUUAUUAUCAAACAAAGUCAGCUUAAUUAGUUGAUAGCUUACCAUGGAAGUAUUAAUAUUACCUUCUGUUUGUCUGGUCAAAUAGUAUAUUAUAAAGAAAUUUGUAUUCUAAUUUCUUUUCACAUAUGAAAGGAGUAUCAAUGUUCUCUUUCGAUUGGAUAGGAUUCCUUUCUUAAUCAAAGGCGCUUUUUGAUUAUUCAGAUUUAGGUGAUAACAACAGAUAUGUAUUAUGUAUUCAUUAAAAAUAUAUUUUAAGCUAAAUAUGCUAAGCUAAAUGUGCUGGAAACAUUAUAUCAAACUACAUGCUGAUUGUAUCAUGCAUUAUACAAGUUAUGUAUCUGGUUGUUUUGUUUAUGUUUCUUUUAAUGUAAAUAGUUUCAUGUUGCUUACAUGUAUCUAAUUACCUAUCGGUAUUUAUUCUAUUAUAACUGCUAAUACAUGUUGUACUAUAAACAAAAUUUAUUUUUGAGGAUUUACAUUCUGUGAGGUGAUAUUUUAUUAACAACAGGAUAUAUGAGAACAAAGCCUACUCAAUCAAAAGUAUUUUUAGUAAAAACAGUUCAGUCAAAUGACUUUUAAAAUCCAUCAAUUCUAUUAGAAAGUUAACAUUAGUUUCUAUUGAUUUUACACUGUCAUAAUGAGACUUAGAGACACUAACUUUAUGAUAAUGUAUUCAAGGGUUGCCUGCUAUUUGGCUGGAUAUCUCUUCUGUAAACUGCUCGAUGUUGCUCAUUCUUUUCUUGCUUAUAAUGUUUUUCUUAGUUUCAUUAGUUCAUUGAUGUUCCCCUGUUGACUGGUAUUGGUUUGUAAGAAAGACAAUGAAAUUAUAGUCUUUCCACAUUCUGUACUUACUUCUUUACAAAACAUGAUAAAUACUUUAUUAUUUGAAAGGGUAGUUUAGCUGUCUUUGCAGAAAUAUUUGCUAUGGCUUUAUUAUCCCGAGCUGAAUGAAGUUAUAGACAGAUAUUUAAAUGGACUAUUACAGAAAGCGUUCUAUAUCAUUAUGAUACUUUGUACACACAUCAACCUAUUUAGCAGUUAUGCCUUUUGCAAAUUCGCAAUUUUGCAGAUUUAAUAUUGUUUAUAUUUCCAUGUAAACAAAAUUGGCUUAGUUUUUGGUAUACAAUUAUUAUUCUUGAGUAUAUUACAGAAAGUGUUCUAUAUCAUUAUGGUACUUUGUACACACAUCAACCUUUUAAAAAAGUUGCACUGUUCGCUAAUUUGAAAAUUCUCAGAAACUGUUCAAGAUAUUUUUAUGAAACUUUCAAAAAAUCUGUUUUCAUUCAUACAUUUAGAACUGAGCAUAUAACUUUUCAGUCUUUUGAGACUUCGAUACUAAAAGAAGACAGUGGUGGUAGUUUGUAAUUGAACUCAGUUUGUGUUUACUAUAACCAUGUAGCUUAAUAGGAAUGCCUGAUUUUAUUUGUUACACAUCUUAACAUGUACGACUAUAUGUAUCUGGUUGUUGAUUACCAAAAACACACAGUUUUAUCUAUCUCUGUACCUUCCAAAACAUGACCAAGAUUGCAAGGUGUUAAUGACUGAGUCUUCUUAUUUUAUUUUACUUUGGUAUUAUCAGGUCACAAAAAUAUUGUAUGUUGGUCAUUAAAUUCUUUGAUAGAAUGUAAGUGAUCAGGCCUUAUAUACUAAUUUAAAAUCAAAGCAUUUUUUCAUAGAAAUUGUAUAUAUUUUUCUUUUAAAAUUUAUGUUUUUGUAUAUAUUUCAUUGUAUUAUAUAUAAGCUAGCCACAAUCAUCAAAUGUUUUGUCUUUGUUAACCUUAGUUGAUUGUGUGUGUGAGUUAGUUGUAUUUUACGUCCCCCUCCACCGAGGUGAUAUCACAGACAAUAGUUGAUUGUGUCUUUUAAUACAUUGUUGUAUUUUCACCUGUAUAUUAAUUUCAAGGUUCAGGAAGACAUUAACGAAGGAAGACUAAAUUUAGAUUUUUAAUUUUGGCAAACUUGGGUUUAAUUACAUGUAAAUGUAAAAUGCCAGACUAAAUUGUAUUUGUUACUUUAAUAUUUAAAUAGGAGAAUAACUUGACAUUUAUUUUAAUUUUUUUUGUAUAUUAAUAUGAUGCCAUAUCUGAAUUUAUUUUACUUUAUAUCUAUCAUUAUGCAUCGAAAACCCUUUUCACAUUAUUUAUUCCAUUAAAAGCAUCCUUAAUCUGGGAGUAAAGAAUUUAUCCUUCCCCGACCCCAUAAUGACCCCAUAAUUAUUAUCGUUAUGAAUUUUUGUAAUAUGUUGGAUACUCUCAACACUGAUAUUUUUUUUUUACCCACCGAGCCAAAGACCAUAUUAUGUACUAUGCAAAAACAAUGUAUUAGGCCCACAAGUAGAAGUUGUGCUUUAAUGUACAUGUAUAUGACUCAUUAUUUAAUUUUAUUGAUUAGAUUGAGCUAUGUUUAGAUUUAUUUAUUUUGUAGGAUAUCAGUGUAAAAUAACACACCAAAAUUAGGUGUGAAAUCUUGCUGAGGUUUUAAUAUUGUUUAAUGUAUUUCUUAAUUUUUUUUUUUUUUAUAAACAAUAUAUUUUUUAUUCAGGUUAAAUAAUGUUUUCUGAAUAGGAAUUAGAAAACAGGUAUAGCCCCUCUCCUGGUGUGUUAACGUUUUCAGAUAUGUGUUAUUUGUCCUUUUAUCAAUUGGGGAAAAAACCUGCUUUUUAGGAUAUGUCAUAUGCUGUUAUUAACACUGAUAUCAGAUGUUUAUUAGCAUGAAGAUGAGCUUAGGUUUCAACAAAUCAUUGAUUUUCCUUGAAGCUGAUUGGUGAAUCAAAUUGUCUGUAUUGUUAUAAACAGGGCUCCUAUUCUGUUAUAUUUGCCGUUCAACUGCCUGGCAGGGAAAUUGACUGACUGGAGAAUAUAUUUGUGUCGUAAAAUUGGGGCAUAGCCUUCAAAUUUAUAGUUUUCUCUAAAUGCACUUUAAUAUUGAUCCAUCAGUUGUGAUAAAGCUUUAAUUGAUCACAUUUUUUGCAAAUAAUUUCUGGCUAAUCUAAGAAAAGUAAAAAACCUCUUUGGCAAAACAGUUAAUUAAAUCGACCAGCUUUUGAAAAACUGUAAUUGCAUAGUCAGAAGUAUAAAUGUUAUAAAUAUAGUUAUUAGUAGUUAUACAUUCCAUGAAAAUAAUAUAAAUUAUGGUCUGAUAUGUGAGAUUUUGGUGACCAAGGUUUAUCUUGAAUACAACAGGUCUUAACAAUGAUUUCAAAACAAGGGAAAUAAUCCAAAUUUUGACUUGCCAUAUGUAUCCUAGUUAGUAAACCUUACUUUAAGCAUAGGUUUAAAUAAACAUGGGUUACAAAAAUUAAUAUAGAUGACCAUUUUUGAGGGCAAGAUUAAGUUAGAGUAUAUUAUUCAUAGAUGUAUUGUAUAAUGUGUUAGUAUCAUUUAUAUUGUCUCUUUAUACAUGUAGAUAUAUAUUGUCUGCUCAUGUCUCUGUAUUUUAAAGGAAGAUAUAUUAUAAUAAACCAAUGUUGUAAUAGCUCUAUAUGUAUCUAUUUAUAAAUCAUAUAGCUGAUAUAUCUAAAAUGAUUGAUUUGGAUUAUACUUUAUAAAAAUUAGAAACAAAAACAGUAUAAAUAAGUAAGCUUUGGUUUAUUUAAAAAAUUGAUUGUUAAUACCAUACUUCAGUAAUGCUUUUACAGCUAGCUAAGAAGUCAAGCAAAUUAAAUUAAACCUGUCAAUUUUCACUUCAAACUAAAUACACUUACACUAUUUGAGGGUGGUUUAACUACCUGUUUAUGAUAGAAAUAAAUAGGUAUUUGAAUUAAACAUGAAGUAGAAAUGUGUAACCUGAUGAAGUAGGGUUACUGUAUUCAAUAUCAUACUGUAGAUAGUAAUGCCACAGGUGGUCUAAUCUAAUCUGCUUAAAACUAACAGCAACAGAUAACUGAUAAAUAAACAGCUGCUUCCUCUCUGCAUGUUUAUGUAAUCACAGAUUUCAUAUCUUUGUCGGUGUCCCAUUUCCCCAUGCUUAGGAACAAACCUAGAUUGUUUUUUUAUACGCCCACAUUUUCAUGUGGAUGUAUAUUGUCGUUGCCCCUGUCCGUCCGUCUGACCACAAUUUGUUUAUGGACACUCUACAGGUCACAAUUUUUAUCCGAUUUUGAGGAAACUUGAAAUAUAGGUCUUAUCACCCAAAGAUCUCGGUUCCUUUCGAUAUUGGCAUGUAUCGAACCGUAACUUCGUGGAUUAUGGCCCCUGAUUGUACGAAAAAUCACGUUUUUAGCUUGUGGACACUAUAGAGGUCACAAUUUUGAUCUGAUUUUGUUGAAACUUGAAAAUGCAUGUUUAUAACCCAAAUAUCUUGUCCCAUUUCGAUAUUCGCGCAUAUCGAAUCAUAACUUCCUGAAUUAUGGACCCUGAUUGUACGAAAAAUCGCGUUUUUAGCUUGUGGUCCCUCUAAUGAUGGUUGAGUUGGAAUUUCGUGAAAAUUGGACCAAAACUGCCAGACAAAAUGGUAGCUUCUUGUACGCAAAUAGUGUAAAAUAUGGUAUAUCAAGGUUGUGGACCUUCUAGAGGUCACAAUUUUCAUCUAUUUUGAUGAAACUUGGAAUGCAUGUUUAUAUCCCAAAGAUCUUGGUUCCUUUCGACAUUCGCGCAUAUCGGAUCCUAACUUCCUGAAUUAUGGCCCUUGAUUGUAUGAAAAAUUGCGUUUUGAGCUUGUGGUCCCUAUAGAGGUCACAAUUUUUAUCCGAUUUAAAAACAAACGUGUGAAUAUAUCACAGUUAUACACUAAUGAUGGUUGAGUUCGAACUUCGAGAAAAUCGGACAAAAAUUGUUUGCAAAUAGUGUAAAAAUGUGGUAUAUCAAGGUUUUUAUCCGAUUUGGAUGAAACUUUAAAUAUAAGAUUGUAUCAUAAAGAUCUUGGUUCCUGUUGACAAUCACACUGGAUUCUCUAGAGGUCACAUUUUUUUUCCGAUUUUAAAAAAAUGUUUAGAUAUAUUAUCACCAUUCCACCAUAAUGAAGGUUGAAUUGGAAUUUCGGGAAAAUCAAAAUGAACUGGGGGAUAAAAUGGCCGCUCUUUGUUUUUAUCCAAUUUUGAUGAAACUUUAAACAUAUCUUUAUAUUCCAAAAAUCUCAGUCCCUUUUGAUAUUUGCGCAUUUCAAACCAUAACUUUCUGGAUUAUGGUCCCUGAUUGUACAAAAAAUCGUUUUUGUUUAUAGCUUGUUCUCUAUCCAUCUCCUGCAAAAUGUGGGCGUAUCCUGCCUGGCAGCCACUGGUUCAUGACUAGAGCAGAAGGUUAUCAACCUGCUUAUGCUGAUCUAUAUUAAUAAUGCAUGUUCAAUUAAAUGCAUGUGUAUUUAUUUAUCAAUAUUCCUCAAAUCAGGCCUAUAAAUGAAAGGUCCUUAAACAUACAUUGUGCUAAUAGCUAAAUCUGCCAAUUGCAGGUCUUUCUUUAGGCCUGAAAUGUUAUCUAAAUUAUUAAUUAGACAUUAAUUAACUUAUCCAGAUCAUAAUCAACUUUCGAUGGCAUCGCUAGCCUGUGAUAUUUACUGGAUUAUGAUCCCAUUUGCUACUCGACUUCCAUUCAUAAUUUAAUCAUGAAUUGGAUGAUCAAGACAAUGUUUUCUAUGUACAGACUUUAGUAAUGAUGAUCGAUGCUAGGCCGAAAUUUCAAUUGCCUAAUUCUCGGUUCAUGGUGGAUCAAUUUUACUGAAAAUUUCAGCAAAUUACCUUUACAUUAUCUAGUUUUUAACUAUUAUAGUGAGAACUGCCAUCUCUUUAUCUUAUCUCCCAUAACGUAUCUUUAAUAAUAAUAUUUUAUAUUGAAUUGAUUGAUGGCUAUGGAUAACAUAAAUGAAAGCCACAUUUUAGUUAUUCAUAUACUAGUUUGACAUUAUUUCCAGAUUACCAGUAAUGUGUACAUGUAUUAAAUAAUAUAAUAUAAUGUCUGUUUAUUAUUCAGGGAAUGGUCUAACAUUUCAUGUUUAUCAAUAUCAAGCUUUAGUGCCAUUUUAUACCUUCAUUUUAAUAGGUAUAAAAAAAAAAUUAUCUGUUGAAAUGUGAAUUGUGUAAUUUAAUAAUCAAGCAAACUGUCAUAUUUAGUGUAGACUGCUUUAAUAUUUGUUGUAAUAUUAAUAAAGUGCUAUGUAAAUACUACAAAUAAAAUAUGCAUGUAUAUUGAAUCAUUUACCAUUGUCGGCAUGUUGUAGGUCUUCUGGGUUUAUUGUAAAAUACUUGUACAUGGUAUCAUUAGAUAUAAAACAUUUUACACUAAA